Molecule: messenger RNA, 1776 nt
Organism: Leptomonas pyrrhocoris
Lineage: Eukaryota; Euglenozoa; Kinetoplastea; Trypanosomatida; Trypanosomatidae
Exons: 1
Coding region: 496-1776 (426 amino acids)
Biological process (GO): tRNA nucleoside ribose methylation
Cellular component (GO): cytosol
Source: RefSeq, a predicted model, not a curated record
GCGUUCUCGAAAGACCCACCUCUGCGGGAAGCUUACGUAGCUUCUUCUUGGGAGGCGAGAGAGACUUAUUUGGCAGUCCUGCCGCUGUUGUCGGACCUCGACUUCGUUUCUUCGCUGAAGCGGAACUCUUCCCGUUGUGAGGGCAGCACAAUAAAUAUUUCUCCAUUGCAAGGGACGGUGCUGCAUCGCGAAAGGAUGAGCAGCAGCAGCAGCAAGAAGAACUGGGGUACCAGAUCCGCGUGGGCGAUGUCGUUCUUUGACAUGGUCCCUCCACCCUCAUCCUCAGCUCCCUCCACUGAACUGUCCAGCGAGACAACAGAGGCAGCAUCCUCGUCCCCCGCACCGUCCUCCUCUUCAGCAGUGGCAAAAGCAAACAACGCUAAACGGAGGAAACGAUUAGAGGUGGAUCCGCAGACGUGCUGGCGCUGCCGCCGCUGUCACGCGCUGCUGCACCCACCUCUCGACGCCGUCACCGGCAAGCCUCGUAGCGGCGUGAUGAUGUGUGAGCACCUGGAGGGCAUCUCAUCCGGCGGCACGACGCACCUGGCGACGGGGGUGGCGGUGUGCUCGGCUGGUACCCUUCGCUACCACAAGCGUGCUGUGUCCAGCGCCUGCGCAGACGCCGGCAAUACUGCGAGUGCUAGAGAAACACGUUCUUGUCACAAGGACAACAGUGAAGUGUCUUUGUCUCUUCGGGAAGGAGGCGAGCAGGAUGUCGAGGUGAACGAGGCCGCAUCUGCGCGUGCAGCCGUCAUCGCCCUUCUCCGGCAGUGUCAGCGCGCUGCUCUCCUCGAUAGUAAGAAUACCAACGACAGCGGCCGCGGUACCGCUCGUGCCCCUGUGCCACUGCUCUUCAUUGUCGUGGAGAACCCCAAGACACCGGCGAAUGCGGGCGGCGUUCUGCGGGCCAUGAAAUGCUAUGGUGUUCACGGACCUGCGGUGACUUCUCAUGCCGCUGCGACGGCUGCGGGUCGCACGCCGCAAGACGAGAAGGAAGGAAAAAGGGCCACCCCCUCGUCGACAACGAAGGCAGGACUUGACGUGCACACCGCCACUUUCGGUGUCGACUCCCCGCCUCCGCGGUCGGAUGACGCAGACGACGGAGUGCUGCAGCGUGUCGGUGCGUUCAUCUUCUCCGGCACGCGCCUGCAGAAGGCGUUGGGGCACACCGACUUCGCCGGCACGCUGCGCACGGACCCGACACACGCCAGUCGCGACAUUCCGCAGCUCUGCCUUCCCACCCUCGAUGGCCUCUUUGACGUGCUACGGAGCGAGUUUGGACAUGAUGCGUCUGCGACAGCGCCGCCGUCGUCCUCCCCUGUGCGAGUAGUGGCGGUGGAGCUGGUGGAGGGUGCCACUCUUCUUCCUGCUUUUGAGCAUCCGUUCAAUUAUACAGAGAGUGGUGAUGUGUCAUCGUCUUCUUCCUCGGCAAAGUCUAUUCGAGAUACAGCCGCUGCGCGUCAAGAGUCCGCUACAUUAACCGACUCGGCGGCGGCGGCGGCGGAGGGCUGUGUGCCGAUGGUGUUCUACGUGUUUGGCGCGGAGGACGGCACCCUCGCCGCCCACCAUCUCGCGCGCGACGUGGACGACGUUGUCUUCAUGCCGACCGCCGGCAGUAUGAACCUCGCGGCGACGGUGAACGUGCUGCUGUACGAUCGUGCUGCAAAGGAGCGCUGCGGGCUGCGACCGGCGGAGAGGGAGACCGGAAAGAAGUGGAAGGGGGUGUUUGAGGGGCGGAACGCGAACAACCGCACGCGGUGGACGCGGCCCAGCUGA